Molecule: messenger RNA, 510 nt
Organism: Linum tenue
Lineage: Eukaryota; Viridiplantae; Streptophyta; Magnoliopsida; Malpighiales; Linaceae
Source: the annotation of a GenBank genome assembly
AUGGGUUGCUCCAUCUCCAGAUUCACCAUCCUCUCGUCGCUGCACACCCACCACUCCCUUCUCGUCGACCAGCCGCCGUCAAUCCACGCCUUCCACCCAGGUCCCGCCACCGGCCGGCGAGCGGUCUCCCACCCCGCCCCGCUCGUCCACCACCCGCCGUCGGGGAAAGGCGAUUCCGAGCAUCUGGUGUACUUAACCUCCACCACAUACGGCUCCGUCCUCCACAUUCCUCCUCCGCCUCCUCCCCCACCGCCGCCGUACAAGCCCGUGGAGGAAGAGUUCGGGCUUCCGGACCAGCCGGAGAAGAAAUUGGGGUCACCGUCGAAGCCGCUGUGGAAGCAUUUCUCGGAGGAGUCGUUUCUGUUGAAAUUGGACCCGGUCGUGGUCUCCAGCUACCGCCGCGCAUUGUUCGGCAAGAGCAAUCCCAAAAAAUCAGUACAUUCCGACUCCGAAUCUGGCUGGUCCCCUCAACCAGUCUGCGCCGCCGACGGCUGCGCGGCAAGGGGGAAG